AUGGAAAAAAUUAAGUUAGGAUUUAUGGGUUUUGGUCAAAUGGGAUCUGCACUAGCAAAUGGAAUUGCCAAUUCUAAUAUAAUUAAAAGGGAAAAUAUUUAUUACCAUGCGCUAUCAAAAAAAAACACCACCUUGAAAUAUUUGAGCUCAAACGAAGAGGUAGCGCGUGAGUGUGAUAUAAUUAUCUGUGCAGUUAAGCCGGACCUUGCAAAUUCCGUUUUGAAUGAUAUUAAGCCCUACUUGACCUCCAAGUUGUUAAUUUCCAUAUGUGGUGGACUGAAUAUUGAAAAAUUAGAACAGAUGACUGGAGAAGAUGCCAAGAUCGUGUGGGUUAUGCCCAACACCCCUUGUUUAGUUGGAGAGGGUGCAUUUAUUUAUUGUGUAAAUAAAAAUGUGAAUGCUGUAGACAAAAAAAGAGUAAAUGAUAUUUUUAGUGCAUGUGGGGUUAUACAUGAAAUAAAGGAAAAGGAUAUGAACAUAGGAACAGCUAUAUCAGGUUGUGGACCUGCUUAUGUUUAUUUAUUUAUAGAAAGUUUAAUUGAUGCAGGCGUUAAAAAUGGCUUAACAAGGGAUUUAGCAAAGAAAUUAACUUUGCAAACUAUACUUGGCUCUGUUAAAAUGGUAGAGUCGUCAGAUCAACCCGUUCAACAGUUAAAGGACAACAUUUGUUCCCCUGGUGGUAUUACUGCUAUGGGAUUAUUUGUUCUCGAAAAAAACGGCUUCAAAUAUGGAAUCAUGGAUGCAGUAGAUUCUGCAUGCCUUAAGUCAAAGUCCAUGAGCUCAUGA
Messenger RNA from Plasmodium malariae, 786 nucleotides. RefSeq names its product pyrroline carboxylate reductase, putative. Gene Ontology annotation, biological process: L-proline biosynthetic process. The transcript has 6 exons. Gene Ontology annotation, molecular function: pyrroline-5-carboxylate reductase activity. The coding region runs from base 1 to 786 and encodes 261 amino acids. The record is from RefSeq and is a predicted model, not a curated record. Lineage: Eukaryota; Apicomplexa; Aconoidasida; Haemosporida; Plasmodiidae.